Messenger RNA from Exophiala mesophila, 1068 nucleotides. RefSeq lists its product as uncharacterized. Bases 1 to 1068 code for a protein of 355 amino acids. NCBI's taxonomy places the organism in Eukaryota, Fungi, Ascomycota, Eurotiomycetes, Chaetothyriales, Herpotrichiellaceae. The record is from RefSeq and is a predicted model, not a curated record. The transcript has a single exon.
AUGGUCCUAACUCGAUCAGGUCUGAAUCUUGAAUCCCCUGCGGCAAAGCCGCGACUCCAGACCCGCGUAUCUCAAACCCCCGUGGGGAGUCGAUAUCUGCCAUCACUAACCCGCGCACCUGAGAUCCACGAGGAGAGCAGUCAUCUGAUGGCGGCAAGGCGCCUGAGGCUUGUGUGUAGACGGCCUGCUGGUAGGACUGAGGAGCCUCCCAACGGAACCAACGACGUCAUCAUGGACGACGACGACGACAAUCCACAAGCUAGCGAACUGACCUUGGACGAAGCAGAACGGAACAAAUUCCUCCGCGAUGCUGCCAAUUUGUAUGAACGCACCUUUGAAGAGCUCUUGCAAAGCAACACACAACUCGCUCAGCGCAACAAGGAUCUUGCUGUUGCGGAAACCAUGAACAAACAGCAUCUUGCAACCAUCAAGACGCUGCGAGACGAGGCCAGUGAAGGCAAACGACAGCUUGACGAUAUUCGUCUACAGGUCGCGGCCCACCUGGAUGAAUGCAACAAUCUCAAUAAUGCAAAGGACUUGCCCAUCGUACUCCAGCCCACUUUCGCCACUCACUACCCUUUAUCGCCAAUCGAUCCCGCUUUAGAGGACGAGGGAGACCAGGGAGAUCAACUUUGUCUUUUAUCGAAUACGUGGACUGGCUUGCUCGACAGAAAUCGACGACCCAGCAUCCUCAUUAGCGACCUUUUCGUCUGGCAUAUCGACACCAGUUCUUUCGUCCAUAUGAAUUCGCAAACUAUAUGCACUUGUCAAGUCGAGGCAUCACUGGUCAAUGACAAAUUCACUCGCUCUGCCUUCUUCCGCCCUACCACCAACGCCAUGAUGACAAAUUGGGACGAAUCGAUCCUUCAAGUUCAAGAUCUGGUGUUUGAGAACGCCAUGUACCAAGACAUCUCCUCCUGGGAGCAACUCCACGCCUGGCUCGAAUGUUUCAAGUGCCUCGCUGAUUCUCGUCCCGGCACCAUGAGGAGGAUUCGAUGUCUCUAUGGCCGGACUGCGGUGGACAAGGAUGCUUUAUUUGCUGCAUCGUUGGGAGUUGAGCCUUUGUAG